Carassius auratus (goldfish) is the source of this 2600-nucleotide messenger RNA. RefSeq names its product bis(5'-adenosyl)-triphosphatase enpp4. The transcript has 4 exons. Bases 160 to 1548 code for a protein of 462 amino acids. Lineage: Eukaryota; Metazoa; Chordata; Actinopteri; Cypriniformes; Cyprinidae. The record is from RefSeq and is a predicted model, not a curated record.
AGGAAGCGCAAGAAACUGCAUCGAACCUGAAACAUAUUUGACUUUCUUAAAUCAUAUCGGCAUCAACGAAGAGUUUAAUGUGACUGCACUUAAAAUAUACGAUUUCCAACGUCCCGAGCAAAAAAGUGAGGAAAGUGACUGCCACAUCCGCAGCUCAGGAUGCAGGUCAGCGGUCAUCUCUGCGCUCUCAUCGCCUGUUUUGGAUUAACCCUGUCAGCGCUGGCCGGAAACCAAACGCGACUGGAUUCUGGAAACACUGCGCCGCCGCUCCUCUUGGUGUCGUUUGAUGGUUUCCGCGCAGACUACCUAAAGAAAUACUCCUUUCCCAAUCUGGAGAAGUUCUUCUCUGAAGGCGUCCUUGUGCACGAGCUGACCAAUGUGUUCAUAACGAAAACCUUCCCCAAUCAUUACAGUCUGGUCACGGGCCUGUACGCCGAGAGCCACGGCAUGCUUGCCAGUGUUAUGUACGACUCAGUGUCCAAAAAGACAUUCUCCAUUCAGAACGACAGUGACCCUUUCUGGUGGAACGAAGCCACUCCGAUCUGGGUGUCCGUGGAGGAGUCUGGGUCCAAGGCAGCCGCUGCAAUGUGGCCAGGAACCGACGUCAAUAUCCAAAACCACACGUUAACUUACCAGUUCGAAUACGACCCCAAGGUGACUUUCCAAGAAAGGCUGGGAAACCUCACGCAGUGGAUGACCGCAGACAAAUCAGUGAAGUUUUCCGCUCUGUAUUGGGAAGAGCCCGACCGGAGCGGACACAUGUACGGCCCGGAUAACACCACAGAGAUGAGCAGGGUUUUAAAGGAAGUGGAUGGUCACAUUGGCUUCCUGAUGGAGCAGCUCAACAGAACGGGAUUAUGGGGGAAGAUAAACGUCAUCAUCACUAGUGAUCACGGCAUGGCGCAGUGUUCUCAAGAGCGUCUUAUUAAACUGGAUGACUGCAUCCAUCCGAGCAGCUACAAGGUGGUGGAUCUCACUCCUGUGGCCGCCAUAAUCCCACUGGAAGAUAAUUCGACUGUGUACAAAAACCUGUCCAGCUGUCACCAUCACAUGAAAGCGUACCUGAAGGACGAUGUUCCCGAUCGGUUGCACUACAAAAACAAUGAAAGGAUCCAGCCGAUCCUUCUGGUGGCGGAUGAAGGCUGGACGAUUGUCAAAAAUGGCAAACUCCCGCGCCUGGGCGAUCAUGGCUAUGACAAUACGCUUCCCAGCAUGCACCCCUUCCUGGCCGCCCACGGGCCUGCGUUCCGCAAAGGCUACAAGAUGUCGAGCAUUAACAGCGUGGAUCUCUACCCGCUCAUGUGCCACCUCGUGGGCGUCCCUCCGAAGCCCAACAACGGCAGCUUCGCUCAUGUGCGCUGUGCGCUAGCUAACGAGCAGUGCGGAGAGCUAGCGCUAGCGGUGGGCCUCGUCAUCGGGGUUCUGAUCAUCCUGACCAUCUUCACCUGUCUCUUCAAGCUGAUGAAGAACAGAGAUGUCUCGUCUCCUCGUCCGUUCGCCCGCUUGGAGUUAGAGGACGACGGUGAUGACGAGCCGCUGCUGGAAUGAAGCCUGUUAUAAGUUGUUAGCAGGUACAGCGACUUGAUUCAAACACAUACGUUAAAGGAAUCGUUUACUGACCUACAGUUUAAGGUGAACUGUUCCUUUAAAUGAAAAUGAAAUGCUGCAGAGAUCAUACUGAAACUGAAAGAGAGAAAUGGAGCCAUUGUAAAGCCAGUAACAUACACUGAAGACACAAUAAUGAUAAUGAGUCAUCGUUAGUACUAAACAACAUGACAAAACACGUCCUCAACAUAAUCAACAGCUGCUGAUGCUUUAAAAUGAGUUCUUAAAGGGACAGUACGCCCAAAAAUUAAAACUCUGUUGUUCCAAACCUGUAUGAAUCUCAAGUCGUUCCAAAAAAGUUCCAAGACUUUCUUUCUUCUGUUAAACAUAAAAGAAGAUAUUUUGAAGAACGUGAGUGAUCAGACAUUUGCCAGUCGCCAUUGACUUCCAUAGAAUGGGGGAAAAUAUUUUGGAAGUCAAUGGUGACUGGCAACUGUUUGGCAACCAACAUUCUUCAAAAUGUUUAAGAGGAGAAAGAAACUCUUGGAACCGGUUUGAAACAACAAAAUGAGGAAUUUGUAUUUUUAGGUGAACUAUCACUGAAUGAGUUCACUGGUGUGGAAUCUUUACUACAGAAUAAAAAAUAAAAAGGUAGCUGUGACUUUAUCUCAUAAUUCUGAUUUCUUCCCUCAGAAAUGUGAGAUAUAAAGUCAGAAUUGGAGCACAUAAACUUGAAAUUGAAACUUUUUGCCUUGGCAUUGAAGAAUAAAGAUAUUUGCUACUUUUUAUCUCACAAUUCUGACUUUAUUUGUUGCAGAUCUCAUGCAUUUACCUUUACCCAGAACUGCAAGAUAGAAACUAAGAAUCGUGAUAUUAAGGAUUGCAAUUUAUAAACUCACAUUUAUAAGGAAAAAGUCUAACUUGUUUUUGCCAUGGAAUUAGAAUAAAAAACAGAAUAUUUUUUUUUCCGAUUUAGAAGUGCCAUAUAUAACCUCAAAAUAGCGAGAUUAAAAAAAAAAAAAAAAAAUCAGAGGAAAAAGUUAAUUUGUUUUUGG